UUUAUGUACACGAGUUGAAAUUAAUAUUAUUUGUAUUUCGUAAAAUUUUGUAGGCGCCCAAAAUGUUUCUAUCAAUAAUUAGGUAAUAAAAACACUUAAAACAAUGUGAAACCAUAGUUAUUAGUUGGCAUUAUAGUUAUCUAGUUACGCACUUACGCGUGUAAGCGCCAGUAAUUUUUUUUUCUGUCUACGCCGUGUGACUCGAGCAUGUAACUGUAAUAUUGUAUCUAAAUGCACCUGUAAGUCUGAUUAAUUGUUGUUGUUGCUAUUUAACACACAAUUCACAUUGCAACAACAUGAGUCCUAGAGAUUUCCUGUACCGGUUGAGGAGGAGUUUAGAAAAAAUUAAAAUAUCGAAGAAAAUCGCCAUUGUAGUCACUUUUAUCGUCACUUUGAUAUUUUAUUUAAGUCCUUACUGGAGAUCAUCCAACAACCGAAGUCUAGAGUAUGAUGAAUUAUUUAUGAAAAAUGGUCUAUUUGAGAAACUAUCUUUUCAUAAACAAGCUUAUGAUAUGUUUGAUGCCAACAUUAAGCAUGAACCACUGGAUGCUGAUGAAAAACCAUACAAAGAAUUUAUAGGAAAUGGUUAUUUUGGAAUAACACUUGACUAUGAUUCUCCAAUCUAUAUAAAAGGCAAUAGAGCAUUGUCAAUACCUAUUUAUUGGUAUCCAGUAAUCAAAAUAGAUAUUGAAGCUCCAUCACAAUUGGCUACAGUUGUCAACUAUAAAAAUGGUAUAGCGUACCGAUAUGAAUGUUUUUCUAACCGACUCCAAAGUAGUAUUAAAUACUUUGCAUUCCGAGCUUUACCAACAAUUCUUGUUCAGGAUAUAGAACUAACAAAUCCGACAGAUUUUGUAUUAUACGCUAAACUUAAGCAACACUCUCAUAAAACACAUGGAUGGUCAAUGUAUAACACACGUCCCAUUAAAAUAGCUGAUCAGACUGAAAACUAUAUAGUUGAAUCUGGUAUUAGUACAUCAACAUCUGACAACCCAAUUUAUGGUGUUUCAAUAACAUACUCUCAGUUUCCAAUUAAUGUUAAGGUCCUACCACAUAGUAUAUUUAAAUUACGUAUUAUUAUUUCAAUCGAAUAUUUGGCUUUAAAAAAUUCCUUAGAAUUUACUGGAGUUAGAUCAACUUUGGAAAAAAAAUCAAUUGAAUCAAUAUUGAAAAUCUCUCAUUAUGAAAAUAUUGAAAAAACACAUAUUGAUAUUUGGGAGAAGCUGUGGAGUACUGGCUUUUCAAUAAGCAUGUCAAAAGCCAGUGGUGUUUUAAAUGGUGAUUUAAUCAAUGCAACUGUGUAUAAUGUUUUAUCCAGUGUUCGAGCACCUUCCUAUGAAAUUUCAUCUUCUCCUGCUAUUCUUGCUAAAGUUGCAAAUAGUCUUUCAUAUUGUUUAAUAUUAUUUUUUUACAUGAUCAGGCGUCUUAACUAUGGAAAUAUGACUCAUAUAAAUGUGACAGUUUCAGUCCAAGAAAAUAAUAAAGCCAUUAUCUCUGUAGCAAUAGACCGCAGCGAUAAAAAUUAUUAUGCUUGUGAUGGAGGAUGUUUAGAUGAACCUGUUUUGUUAGGGCCAGAAUAUAAAACAUUUCCAGUUAAGUUAACUGAUCCUGUAACUGGAAUAUUAUAUAUAACCUAUGAUAAAAAACACAUGGAAGACUUAAAACAUGCAAUUCAUGUUAAAGAAGUUUCAGAGGCUCCUGCACAUGAACAUCAUGUACUAGCACUUCAUAAACAUGGUCACCGUCUUGGAGGAUUGCCAACAUUUUUCUGGGUUGCAAUUGGUUGUUUGAUUGUUGUAUUUCACCUUUUCCUAUUUAAACUAAUUUAUAAUGAGUACUUUAACUGGCAAGAUAAAUCAAGGAUAAAAUAUGGUAAACUAGCAUAUAAAUAAACUUCAUGAUAAUUAUGUCUUUUAAAAAUCAAAUAACUAAUAAAGUAACAACUUUAUUUCCCAGUUAUUAUAUGUUAUUUUAAAAGUAAUUUACAAACCAUUAUAAUUUUUAUGAUUUAUUAUCAUUGUUAAUUCGAUUUAAAACUCAUWAGAUCUCAUGUUUAAACAACUAAUAAUGUAAUAAAAUU
Molecule: messenger RNA, 2080 nt
Organism: Diuraphis noxia (Russian wheat aphid)
Lineage: Eukaryota; Metazoa; Arthropoda; Insecta; Hemiptera; Aphididae
Source: RefSeq, a predicted model, not a curated record